UGGUAGGAAUGCUGGAGAUCAAAUUCAACGUCUUGCUAAAUCAGUUUACAAAGUUGAAGCACAAGCUGCAGAUUUGAUGGACGGGUUGAGAGAAAUUCCUGGCAGGGAGGCUUUGAAACUUCGAGCUGAGGUGGCUUCUAUGGCAUCAACUUUGAGGCAGCAGAGAAUUUCACUGGACAAAAGGAUAAUGAAGAUAUCUGAAUUAGGAAUACCUGUCUGAUCAGGGCCACUUCUCUCUUGUUUCAUUUAUUUCCGUUUUCUGAAGCUAAACCGGAUUUUCUGGAGAUUGCCCAUUCAUCCUUUGUACUCAGUCAAGUGUUAUUUCUAACACUAAGCAAUCAAAAUCAACUCUUUACAAUCUCAAAAUAAAUUCUUUGAUGAAUU
Molecule: messenger RNA, 384 nt
Organism: Rubroshorea leprosula
Lineage: Eukaryota; Viridiplantae; Streptophyta; Magnoliopsida; Malvales; Dipterocarpaceae
Source: the annotation of a GenBank genome assembly